UCAACGUAAAAGUCGAACGAUACUUAUCGGUAGGUCAUUGCUAGCCGAGAGUAGAGUUACCGAUACGAAAAUGUAUGAAACUUGUUACUCCAGGGUCGGACGAUUAAUGUCAGCGUGUCCGUACUAGUUCCGAUGUUUAAUCAAUGUUUGUGUUGCGCACGUUUUAACAGUCAAGUUUCCUUGCGCGUUACGUUGUGUUUAAAAUUUUCUUGAAUACUAUUUAAACAUCUUUUUUUUUUUUUUUUUUGGAGGAGUGAGAAGACGAAAAAGAAUUACUGUAGUGCGAAGAUUACUUUUAUACCUAAAAUGUGACAGUGAUAAAAGUGACAUAUCUGUCCAAUUUAUCACCCCUAAAGACACAUUUAUCGUCUCCUAAUUCCCACACAUUCCCUAAACACCCGAUUAAAACAUCCAUCGUCGUUCACCAUCGGCCCACAAACGAACUAAUUACCGGCCAUCAAGAUUGUCAAGUCAUUCGAGGUACGAAAUCCGUUUCAUAUCUCGUACAUCAGAGAUAAAUGUACCAACACCGUAUUCCUAACGAUAUCGCUUAAUAGCACCCCGUCCGAAUCUUAAAUAUCAUGUAGUACGCGUAGUCCCAAGCUUCGAUCGCGAUUACCUCCGCUCGAUAAUUUCCCGAAUAACGCGUAAUCGUUCGAGAGGCUACUAUGUUGCAUCGAGUUGUGUGCCCCAUCGUUAUAUCGGUAUCGAUCUUAUUUAUCUAAACUUGUAACGCGUAUCCUGAUUCCGCAGAAUGGAUCGGGCACACGUACACUCGUGAAACCCCAUGACCAUGAUUUCUCUUCGCAAAUCAAUUUUGCGCCGGGAGACCUCCUUGGGAUUCGAACCGCGACCUGGCCGGCCGGUGUUCAGUUAAUUUGCUCGCUAGACCAUGGUGGUCGGAUAAAUUAAAAUAGAUCCGGCUGCGAAUUCCUACGGGCCUGGCUAGAUUGCGUGCGAUUAGAGCAUCAUCCGCCGUUCCUAACGACGAACGUUUGUCUUUCCAGGGAAGCGUAUCUCAUCGUGAGAGGCUGGGACCUCCAGGAUGCCAGGGGUGUGGAGGUUGCUACGUAUGAUGAUCUAUAUGGUGGUUGGCUUGAAGAGCGUCGGUAGCAACAGCGACAUUUGGCCGCUGGAGAGGCCAGAAGGAAUGCCAGCCAUACAAUCCCUCGAAGUGAUGUGCGGAAAGGAUCACAUGGACGUGCAUCUCUCGUUCUCGCAACCCUUCGAAGGCAUAGUCUCGUCCAAAGGCCAGCACGCCGAUCCUCGAUGCGUCUACGUUCCGCCUUCCACCGGGCAAACUUUCUUCUCCUUUCGGAUAGCCUACGCGAGAUGCGGCACCAAACCGGACAUGCACGGCCAAUUCUACGAAAACACCGUAGUCGUUCAGUACGACAAAGACCUGCUCGAGGUCUGGGACGAGGCGAAACGAUUGCGAUGCGAGUGGUUCAACGAUUACGAGAAAACCGCCUCGAAACCGCCGAUGGUGAUCGCCGAUCUCGACGUGAUACAAUUAGACUUCAGAGGCGACAACGUGGAUUGUUGGAUGGAAAUUCAACACGGCAAGGGACCAUGGGCGCCGCCGGUCUCCGGGAUAGUGCCGCUCGGCUCCACCCUCACCCUGGUCGUCGCUAUAAACGAUUAUCGAGGAGAAUUCGACAUGCGUGUCAAGUCGUGCGUGGCGUCGGACGGUGGUGGGCACACGAUACAGCUAAGCGACGAGUUCGGAUGCGUGCUUAGGCCGAAAAUGAUCAGCCGAUUCCUGAAGGCGCGAGGCUCGGAUGAUCGGGCGACAGUCAUCACUUACGCCUUCUUUCACGCGUUCAAGUUCCCGGACGCGCUCAGCGUGCACAUCAAGUGCAAGGUCGAGAUUUGUCGUCACGGUUGUUUGGAUCACUGUCAACUGAGCGGGUCCGUUGGCCACUACAUUCAGGAGCGCAAGGAUCAGAUACGACCGCAGUAUUCGCAGACCACAGCACCGCCCACCGUUCACAAUGACGACAAUAACAGCGCCGACAAGGAUAACGAAAACGCUGGAGGGGGAGCCGAGCAACCGGACGGCUCCCUUUACGACGACAUCAUUCAAGAUGGUGACGAGAUGACCUCGAUAGGGGGUCACUUCUUGGGGGUCGAGAAGUCGGUCCCGAAGGCGCAGGCGCAGACGAGCAACCGAUUACCGGCGCCGGUAGUCGAGCCACAGGACGAGGAGAUUCAUCCUGACGACGGCGAUCUCUCGAGGCCAUUCUUGGAUCCACCGAGAGUGACGCGAUACGAGAGCGAACAGGAUCAGUUCCCUCAUGGUCCGCGGAAUCUCGAGGGUGAGACAGCUGUACCGGUGACACCUCUUUCGUCUCCGAACGGCAGACGAAAGAGAUCGGUCGUAGUGUCCGACAGAAAGAUACGUAGCGCGGACGUCGGCGUGAGCGGUCUGUACGAAGUGAUUUCCGAGGCCGAUCUGGCCUUCAGCCCGGACACUCACGCGGAAGCUGUAACGGUCUUUCAAGGUAGAAUACGGGAGGAAGUGGUUUAUGGUAUCUGCCUGCCCAUGCCCGGUUUCAGCGCGUUGUUCAUCGUUGUUGCUCUCUCCGCGGUGAUCUCUGCCCUCGUGGCAGGGGCGAUGCUUCAUCGGCUGCAAGCGCAACGCGAGGCGGUCGACAGCAGAAAGAACAAUAGGGCCGUGCACACGACCAACGGUUGGCUGCCGUACGGGUUGCUACGCGUGCGCUGCACGAUGAGACCGGCUCAUCCCGAGCAAAUCCAACAAAAACAAACGAGUCCAGUCGCCACGAGUCCCUCCGUCGAGAGAGGUUGACCAUUCGCGACUGUUCGUGCCGGAG
Molecule: messenger RNA, 2837 nt
Organism: Hylaeus anthracinus
Lineage: Eukaryota; Metazoa; Arthropoda; Insecta; Hymenoptera; Colletidae
Gene: m
Exons: 7
Coding region: 1046-2812 (588 amino acids)
Source: RefSeq, a predicted model, not a curated record